AUGGAUCAGGCAUGGAAUGAUAAACAACCGUCAUUGCGUUACGCUGUCCUCGCAGAACACUCGUACAGCAAACGUCCGGAACAACAGCCCGAUGACAACUCCGGAAAUCAAGCAUGCAAUUAUAUGCAACCGUCAUCGGGUAACACUAUCUUCACAGAACCCUCGUACAGCAGACAUCAGGAACAACAGCCCGAUGAUAACACUGGAAAUCAAGCAUGGAAUGGUAUACAACCAUCAUCGGGUAACACUGUCUUCACAGAUCACUCAUACAGCAAACGUCCGAAAGAACAACCUGAUGACAACACCAAGAAUCAAGCAUGGAAUGGUAUACAACCGUCGUCGAGUUACAAUGUCUUCACAGAACCCUCGUACAGCAGACAUCAGGAACAACAGCCCGAUGAUAACACUGGAAAUCAAGCAUGGAAUGGUAUACAACCAUCAUCGGGUAACACUGUCUUCACAGAUCACUCAUACAGCAAACGUCCGAAAGAACAACCUGAUGACAACACCAAGAAUCAAGCAUGGAAUGGUAUACAACCGUCGUCGAGUUACAAUGUCUUCACAGAACACUCGUACAGCAAAAGUCCGGAACAACAGCCCGAUGACAACUUCGGGUAUCAAGCAUGCAAUUAUAUGCAAUCAUCAUCAUGUAACACUAUCUUCGCAGAACACUCGUACAGCAGACGUCCGGAACAUCAGCCCGAUGAUAACACCAAGAAUCAAGCAUGGAAUGGUAUACAAUCGUCCUCGGGUAACACUAUCUUCACAGAACACUCGUACAGCAUACGUCCAGAACACCAGCCUGAUGACAACUCCGGGAAUCACGCAUGGAAUGGUAUACAACCAUCAUCGGGUAACACUGUCUUCACAGAAUACUCGUACUUCAAAAGUCCCGAACAACAUUCCGAUAACAACAUCAUGAAUCAAGCAUGGAAUUUUAUACAAUCAUCAUUGGAUAACUCAGAAAACUCGUACAGCAAACGUCCGGAACAACAGUCCGAUGAUUUCGGGAAUCAAGCAUGGAGCUAUAUGCAACCAUCAUCAGGCAACACUGUUUUCACAGAAUACUCGUCCAUCAAAAGUCCCGAACGACAGUUCGAUAACAACACCAUGAAUCAAGCAUGGAAUGAUAUACAACCAGCAUCGGGCAACACUGUCUUCACAGAGCACUCGUAUAUCAAUAGUUCCGAACAACAGCCUGAUGACAACACUGGAAAUCAAGCAUGGAAUGAUAUACAAUCAUUUUCGAGUGACUCUGCCUUCACAGAUCACUCGUAUAGCAAAGGUUCGGAACAACAAAACACCGACAACAACAUGGAUCAACCAUGGAAUGGUAUGCAGUCGACAUCAUGUUUCGGUGUCAUGCACCAGAACGAGUCUUACGGAGAAGCUGAAUUACACAACGCUGCAUCGAAUGACAUCAUGGGGACGUUGUUGCAGGCUAUUCACGAUUGGGCUGAUUCCAUUGAUAUGAACUAA
Molecule: messenger RNA, 1479 nt
Organism: Anopheles coluzzii
Lineage: Eukaryota; Metazoa; Arthropoda; Insecta; Diptera; Culicidae
Exons: 1
Coding region: 1-1479 (492 amino acids)
Source: RefSeq, a predicted model, not a curated record